Drosophila ficusphila is the source of this 1554-nucleotide messenger RNA. It is a transcript of the gene myd, whose product is annotated as 45 kDa calcium-binding protein. Gene Ontology annotation, cellular component: endoplasmic reticulum. Gene Ontology annotation, molecular function: calcium ion binding. Lineage: Eukaryota; Metazoa; Arthropoda; Insecta; Diptera; Drosophilidae. Gene Ontology annotation, biological process: calcium-ion regulated exocytosis. The coding region runs from base 1 to 1275 and encodes 424 amino acids. The transcript is spliced from 3 exons. The record is from RefSeq and is a predicted model, not a curated record.
AUGACUUUCGUUAACAAGCUGAGCAAAAGCUUCCGCUGGCUGCGCUGCUCAACAUUGUGCGCAAUUUUGUUUUAUAUGUUCUUCAUUGGCCUGAUCCUGCACAGCACCAGCCACAAGCUGCAGCAGCAGCUAAAGGAGCAGGGCAGCAGUAGCAGUAGCAGUAGCACAAGUAGCAGUAGCAGUAGCAGCAGUGGUGGCAUCAACACACAGGCCGAGUCCAAAAUGGCGCCCAACGUGGGGCAUAAUGGCGGCCAACGCGGACAAAAUUCGCUGCAGGAACUGGAGCAGCAACAAAAACACGAGCAAAGGCUGAGGUCUGAGCCCGUGGCAAACAGUUUGGAUUUGGGGGAUUUGGCGGGGAACGGAUACCACCACCUACACCAGAUUCGGCCCCAAAAAGCGGUGCAAAGUGCGGCUAGCAGCAAUGCCAGCAAAUCCCCUAACCAGCCAGAAACAGUUAUUUUAGCGGCCAGCAAUGUGAACGAGAAGCAAAUACUGGCGAAAGCUUUCAAACGGGCUGAUCGCAAUCGCGAUGGCAUUUUGUCGAUCCAGGAGUUGGGUCAGUACAUCAACCGUCGGAUUGUGGAGCACAUCGAUGAGGCAAUCAUGAACAAUGCCCGCGAGUUCCGGAGGGUGGACAUUGGACCCGCCGAUGGACUGAUCACCUGGGACGAGUACCACCGGUUCUUCUUGAGGGAACACGGCAUGACAGAGGCGGACAUCGAUGAGCACGACGAGAUUCGCCACACGGCUCUCAACCGAAAGGCCAGGGAGGAUAUGAUGAGGGACAAGGCUCGAUGGUCAGAGGCAGCUCGAACGGAUCUGUUUACUUUAACCAUCGAUGAGUACUUGAGUUUCCGUCAUCCGGAGUCCAGUGUGUCCAAUCUCUUGGAACUCGUUGACGAUCUGCUGCGUCAGUUCGAUCAGGAUGGAGACGAUCAGCUCACUCUGGAGGAGUUCUCCGAUCUAAAUGUGGACGAUGACGAUGAUCUGAUGAGAAAGUCGUUGAUUUCGAAGACAUUGGUGGAGCGACGCGAGGAGUUCAAGCGGAUCAUCGACAAAAACCACGACGGCAAAGCGGAUCGAGGGGAACUUCUGAACUACGUGAAUCCCAAGACUCCGCGAUAUGCUCUUCAAGAGGCGGCAACUUUGUUUAGUCUAUGCGACGAAAACAAGGACGAGUUGCUAACCAUCAAGGAGAUGACUGACAAUGCUGAGAUAUUUCUGCAAUCCAAGAUGAUCGACACUGCGAAUAGUUUUCACACCGAAUUCUAAUUAAGAUUUAACCCAUCAUCACCCUUAACCCUUUGAGCAUUUAUAGUGAUAUUAAUUUGUAAGUUCUGGCACCUAAAAUAGACAACUUAGUAGCAAAGCGCCUUUUUUGUUAUUCAUUUUUAUGAGCCACUAAGAUCAGAUGUAAGGCAUAAAAAAGGAAAUCAUUUCGUUGUGUGAUUUUUCAAUAAUUAACUUUUAAGAAUGCUAAGCAAACAAAACUUGACACAAAUACUCAAAAUAAAUAUAUAUACGUAAUUGUAUGAAACUCGAGGAGUGGCU